AUGGACAAGCAAUCAGAAACAACAGUGAAGGCUUCCUUGGACGAAAAAAUUUCCAGUAGCUCUUUACAUGAUGAGGAGAAAGAAUUUCAACGCUCUUCAACACAUGGACUGUGUUCUGCAGAAAAAUUAAGCGUCAUCAUUAGAGAAGCUUACGUUCCUAGAAUAUCUGUAAUCUGCUCUCGCGAUGCUGAUGAAUUUGCAAUAAAUAAAGGUUUCUCGCAAGGAUUUUGGGAAUUACUUUAUCCUUUUGGUGACCAUGUUCGUGGAAAAGUACGAAGACGUAAUAUGCAAGAUCAUAUGGUUACGCUGGAAAAAACAAGUCUACAAUUCGUUCCCGUAGAUUCUUUAGAGUCUCACCUUAGUGAUGUUCCCGUAGUCUCCAUACGUGAUAUAUUGACAGCCAAAAAUCGCACUCUUGUACUUCCUGAGGCACCUUCAAAAUAUACUUUUGGUAUCCACUACAAAAACUUAGAACGAUGGGCUUGGAAUUUAGCUCAUGACCAAAGUUAUGAGAUGUCAACUGCCAUGUACAUCCGGCAACUUUUGACGGGUGUGCCUGUAUCAUCUUUCGAGACAUUUUCUCAUCCUGUUGCACACCUUGUCGUCGUAACAUCACACAACCCGACUCCUUUUGAAUCUCUUCGAGAGAUAAUUAACUCACUUCCUCAAAUAUCCCUCCCUGCGUUUGUUUCGAACGAUAUUCUUAAUUUCUUUGUUUAUGUUCAUGAUGAAGACCAACAUGACAUUGAACUAUCAAUGGCUAUAUUCGAUACGAUGUUACAGACGUUUGGUGGAAGAGGUUAUUUCCUGAGAUUACAUUCUCAGAAAGCUACCCUAGAUUAUGAACACACAAUCCCUUUCCCUCGCUCUUCUUGGUUAUCGGCUGAAGAGCGACUGCGACUACUUGACGGUUCACAGAAAGAACAGCAGUUGCUUUUUGAAUCAGACGCUGAGUCAAUAAAAAGAUUAGUAAGUCAUAUUGCAUUCAAUGGUGUUAUUCCACAUCUGGAUAAAUGUGUAAGACAAUGGGAUGAUCAAUAUGCAUCUCCUAGACGCGGUUUCACCGGAAAAUUGUUUUUUGCUUCUAAAAAGUUGAUAUCUACACAAAAUAAUACCCAUAAUUCCAAUUUUUUUGCUUCUUCGAAUGUCUAUCGUCCAGACUCGAUAGAAGCGUACCUGCGAAGGUUAGCAGAUUACUCCUUUAUGCUUCGCGAUUACACGCAUGCCAAUCAAAUUUACGAAAUUGCAUCAAAGCAAUAUGCGAAUGACAACGCUUAUUUGUACUAUGCUGCUUCUUCAGAAAUGAUUGUUAUUACAGAAUACAUCAUACACCUCGACCGUCCUUAUAUGAGUUUAACUAACAAACUGCGUCUUAACGAUUGUAUGCGAUCCGCUAUGGAAAAUUAUUUAAAUAAACCUUUUAAUUCCUAUUAUCACGCCGCUCGCUGCUUUCUAUUAUUGGGUCAAUAUUUGAGUAGCUUGCCAAAUUCCAGAGAUGAUGCUGCUAAUUGGAACGCUGGCUUGGUGUUUUCGAAACGAUUGGGUCCUGUGGGAAGGGCUAUAAUUUUUCAGCAGACUUAUGAGCUUUACAGACAGAGUGAGUCGACAAAUUCAGACACAUUAACGGACAUAAGAAGACAUCGAAAAACAGCAUUUUGGUGUAUAAUGGCGGCAGAUGCAUGGUUACGUUGUCACAUUUCUUUCCGUGCUAAACCUUUUAUAGAUACAGCAAAGAAAUUCUAUUCUCAGGUAGCUUGGCCUGAUUUAGAGGAAUGCGCAACCAAGCUGGACGAUGUAGAUGUAUCUCCUAAAUCUUAA
Molecule: messenger RNA, 1818 nt
Organism: Schizosaccharomyces octosporus yFS286
Lineage: Eukaryota; Fungi; Ascomycota; Schizosaccharomycetes; Schizosaccharomycetales; Schizosaccharomycetaceae
Product: TRAPP complex subunit Trs85
Exons: 1
Coding region: 1-1818 (605 amino acids)
Biological process (GO): endoplasmic reticulum to Golgi vesicle-mediated transport; protein localization to phagophore assembly site
Cellular component (GO): phagophore assembly site; cytoplasmic vesicle; TRAPPIII protein complex
Source: RefSeq, a predicted model, not a curated record